Argentina anserina (silverweed cinquefoil) is the source of this 1440-nucleotide messenger RNA. Its product is annotated as nudix hydrolase 15, mitochondrial-like. The coding region runs from base 10 to 1362 and encodes 450 amino acids. The record is from RefSeq and is a predicted model, not a curated record. The transcript is spliced from 7 exons. Gene Ontology annotation, molecular function: coenzyme A diphosphatase activity. Gene Ontology annotation, biological process: coenzyme A catabolic process. NCBI's taxonomy places the organism in Eukaryota, Viridiplantae, Streptophyta, Magnoliopsida, Rosales, Rosaceae.
ACAAGAAACAUGAGUUCACCAAACAUGGAACAGAAACUUCAAACGUUGGCACAACAUUUCAGACCAGUCAAACCCACCACCACCGCCGUCGGUUCGACCGCCCGAGCUGCCGUUCUGGUGUGUCUCUUCCAGAGCGACGAUGGUCACUUGCGUGUCAUUCUAACCAAGCGAGCUUCAACUCUCUCUUCUCACUCUGGGGAAGUUUCGCUCCCCGGCGGGAAAAGAGAGGAGGGUGACAGUGAUGAUGUGAUCACGGCGCUCCGGGAGGCCAAGGAGGAGAUCGGAUUGGAGCCUUCACUGGUCAAUGUUGUUACUGUUCUUGAACCAUUUAUGAACAAGCAAGGAAUGCCGGUUAUUCCUGUUAUUGGCAUACUUAAUGCAAAGGAAGCUUUCACCCCCGCUCCAAAUCCUGCUGAAGUGGAAGCAGUAUUUGAUGCUCCAAUGGAAAUGUUCAUCAAGGAUGAAAACCGGAGGGUAGAGAUGAGAGAGUGGAUGGGGAACGAGUAUAUGAUUCAAAUCUUUGACUAUGAAAUGAAGAAUGCCAAGUACAAGAUCUGGGGCUUGACUGCUAGUAUCUUAAUUAAGGCUGCUUCAAUUGUAUACGAAAGGCCACCACCUUUUGUGGAGCAAAAUCCCAGUUAUAAGGUUGCUUUUGAUGUAGAAAGUGAAGAUAAUCGAAUGGGUUCAAGCAACCUUGAGCAGAGACUCCAAACUUUAGCACAACAUUUUAGACUCCAGAAACCAAUCAAACCUGAGCUAUCACCUACCAGUACCAGUGGUUCAAUCAAAAGAGCUGCAGUUCUGGUGUGUCUCUUCCAAGAAGAAGAGGGGGGCAUGCAUGUUAUUCUCACAAAGCGAGCCUCAACUCUCUCUUCUCACUCUGGCGAAGUGGCUCUCCCCGGCGGUAAAAGAGAGCAAGGUGAUGCUGAUGAUGUACAUACAGCUCUCCGGGAGGCCAAGGAAGAGAUUGGCUUAGACCCUUCUCAGGUCAACAUUGUCACUGUUCUUGAACCUUUUGUAAACAAGCUUGGUAUGACAGUGGUUCCUGUAAUUGGCUUACUUUCUAACAAGGAAGCAUUUAAACCAGCUCCAAGUGCUGCUGAAGUGGAAGCAAUCUUUUAUGCACCAUUGGAAAUGUUUCUCAAGGAUGAGAACAGAAGAGCAGAGGAAAGGGAAUGGAUGGGAUACAAGUAUCUGUUACACCAUUUUUACUUUGAUGAUCAUGGUAAACAGUAUGACAUAUGGGCUAUAACUGCUGGAAUUCUGAUCAAGACUGCUUCGCUUGUCUACCAGCGCCAGCCAGCAUUUCUUGAACAGAGGCCGAAAUUUUGGAGUGGAACUGCUCAUAAUACCACAACAUAGAUUUAAUGGCGUGUUAUUGUUUCUCAUGUAAUACACAAUCACACAUUUAGACAUUAACAAACUACAUUGCUUGUCCUA